Cyphellophora europaea CBS 101466 is the source of this 2085-nucleotide messenger RNA. RefSeq lists its product as uncharacterized. The transcript has 2 exons. Gene Ontology annotation, molecular function: MAP kinase kinase activity; ATP binding. The record is from RefSeq and is a predicted model, not a curated record. The coding region runs from base 1 to 2085 and encodes 694 amino acids. NCBI's taxonomy places the organism in Eukaryota, Fungi, Ascomycota, Eurotiomycetes, Chaetothyriales, Cyphellophoraceae. Gene Ontology annotation, biological process: cellular hyperosmotic response; protein phosphorylation; MAPK cascade.
AUGCCCAACCAACCUGGCGAGCCAGAUAUCGGGGACCGUACAGACACCCACUCGGAUGGUGCUACGACCUCACCUCAGACUUCUACCCCUGAUGCACCCCCAUCUGCACCCAGCUCCCAGAGAGUACCCUCGCUAGGGAAUUCAUCGAACCCAAUGGUGUCUUCCAUGACCUCAUCCUCCUCCCCACUAGGGCCGACCAACGCAGCUCGCCGACCUGGCCCGCCUCCGACGCGAGCCAGUGGCUUGACAUCAGACAUCCAGGCAAAGAUGAAGGCUUUCUCGCUGUCAAGACAAGGAGCUCCACCGGGCCAACAGAACAGACAAGGGUUUUCUGGCCAGCCGGGCGCUGCAGGUGGCUUUACUGGCGGUCCUGUGACCGGCGCAGGCCCAGGAGGUGCUGGAGCCGGUGCUGGAUCUGGACCUGGGCCAGGUCAAGGCGGGUUGCGACUGCCUCCAAAUCUGCAACGACCAAAUGCCCCGCAGUGGAACAGCGCAACUCCUGCUGAGGGUAGCAGUCCUCGCAUGAUGAGCCCCAAGCCGGCUAUGGGUGGUCUUGCGGCCAAGCGUGGUCUGAAGCCGGGAGGAAUGAAGCUCUCGGACGCUCACAAACCGGCCGAUCCAAACGCAGAGGCCGAGAAGACUGACACGGGAUCACAAUUCAACAAGUUCUCCAGCAUCAUCGAUACGCAGAAGGGCGAGCUGAAAUUCAAGAACAAGGCUGUCAUCCACGGCAGUGGGAUCGAUUUCGAGGGCGGCAGCACGUUUCAGAUAUCCCUGGAUGAAGUCGAUCCCAUAGAUGAGUUGGGCAAGGGCAAUUACGGCACUGUCUUUAAAGUUCGACACGCUCGUCCCAAGAUUCGGCAAGCAGGUCUCGGCCUCCGCGGAAACAUGAGUCGCCAGCUAUCACAGCAGCAGCAGAACGAAUACGAUGAGAAGCAAAGUACGGCUGGCACCAGCGGGCUGGUGAUGGCCAUGAAAGAGAUUCGGUUGGAGCUCGAAGACAUCAAAUUCGCCCAGAUCAUCAUGGAGUUGGACAUCCUCCACCGAUGUGUCUCUCCCUUCAUCAUCGAUUUUUACGGCGCCUUCUUCCAGGAAGGUUCGGUCUACAUCUGUAUAGAGUAUAUGGAUGGGGGCUCGAUCGACAAGCUGUACGCGGACGGCGUGCCAGAGGGUGUCUUGCGGAAGAUCACUCUUUCGACCGUCAUGGGCCUCAAGAGCUUAAAGGAUGAUCACAACAUCAUUCAUCGAGAUGUUAAGCCUACCAAUAUUCUGGUCAACACGCGUGGGCAGGUCAAGAUUUGCGAUUUCGGUGUCAGCGGUAACCUCGUAGCGUCAAUCGCGAAGACCAACAUUGGCUGUCAAAGUUACAUGGCGCCCGAGAGGAUAUCAGGCGGUGGCAUGGCUCAGGCUGGUGCUGGUGGAGGAACAUAUUCCGUUCAGUCAGACAUCUGGUCCCUCGGCCUGACCUUGAUCGAAUGCGCUCUGGGAAGGUAUCCCUACCCUCCUGAAACUUACGACAACAUAUUCAGUCAAUUGAGUGCAAUCGUAGAUGGUGACCCGCCCGACCUCCCAGCCGACAAGUUCUCGGAAGAGGCAAUCGACUUCGUUCGUGGGUGUCUGAACAAAAUCCCCAAGCUUCGACCAACGUAUGCGAUGCUGCUCCGUCAUGCCUGGUUGGCUCCCCUUAUGAAGCCACCCACCAUCUCCGAAGAUGAGGAAGCAGAGAAGGCGGCCGAGGCGGGAGACAGCAUGAACGCAAACGGCAGCAUGAUCGAAGGUCAAGCAACGACGGCCGACAAAGAAGUCGCUGACUGGGUCAAGACGCAGCUGGCGAAGAAGAGCGAAGGCAAGCUGUUGUUUGCUAAGAAACCCGCUCUCCACGAGGCGCCUUUGGAUGCUGUGCCCGGUAGUCCAUUGAUGAGCAAGGACGAUGCCCCGUCUAUUGUCGACGCGCCGGACGACGAUACUCCUAUCAAGCCUAACCCAGGAGUCAAAGUCGACAGUCCCGAGCUGAUCUCGGCUCAGAUAGAACCUGUUGACUUUGCAAAUAAUAUCCAGCCCAGCCCGGCGGAGGGCGAAACAUGA